UGGCCUCGAGACAGAAGGAGAGCGAUGAGGUAUCAUUGAUCAUCAUCAAACUAAAGCCCUUCCCUAUUUAUACUUUGCAUAAACAGGCACACCUUGUGCAUCGCUUCUUUCUCAUCCACACACGAGCAGAAGAGUUUUGGAAAUCUCGCUCUACGCAGGAAGGCAAAGGACUCACCGAGAAGACUCAGUCGGCGUUCGAAGUUGGAGUUCUUUCUCUUGAGCUUCAUCGUCCGUAGUAGCUUUUCGAGACUCAGUUGCGUCGCGAUCGAGCCUGCGAUACAUCGGGGAGAUCGGGAUGGAGGGGUCUAAGAGCAACGGGUACGGCGAGUGCGAUCAGGCUAACCUGAAGGCGACCGAGCUGAGGCUAGGGCUUCCCGGGACCGAGGAGGAACCGCCGUUGAAGGUGGAGUCUCCCUCUUUCAAUAGCAGAAAGAGGGCUUUAGCGGAUGAUGCGGAAUCAGUUCUGCAAGAUGGAAGAAAGAGCACCUCUGGUGUCCCUCCUCCUUCCAAGGCGCCGAUAGUUGGGUGGCCACCAGUCCGGUCGUACAGGAAGAACAUUUAUUCGUCGCCGGCAGAGGUAGCUGAGGGUGGCGCAGGGGCUGGCUACUUGAAGGUGAGCAUGGACGGUGCUCCGUACCUCAGGAAGGUCGAUCUCAAGACGUACAAGAGCUACCAGGAGCUCAUGGAAUCUUUGGAAAACAUGUUCAACAUCACCAUCGGUGAUUGCUCGGACAAAGGGUCUGAUUAUGCGCCUACCUAUGAAGACAAAGAUGGGGAUUGGAUGCUUGUUGGAGAUGUUCCUUGGAACAUGUUUACGUCCACAUGCAAGCGACUCAGAAUCAUGAGAGGUGGAUCAAGAAGCUAGACAUGCAAAACACGGCCAUUAAAGCUUUUGUUGAUUGUUUUCAAGGUCCUGUUCAGAUGCCGCGAGGAGAAGACACUAAAAACCAGCUGAAACCAGAAGAGACUCGUGCAGAUCCGAAGCUGCCAUGCAAUGUUUCCAGUCCACUUUGGGCUUUUUUUACAGAUUUUUCUUUACCAAGACAUGUGUACAAGCUAUUGAGAUUUGCAAACUAUACAAAAAAUAGGGUACAGACACACUGAUCAAGCCAGAUUCAUAUUGUUCAAAUUUUCUUCUCAAUAAAAGGAGAAAAAAGCACUUUUCUUAGACUA
Eucalyptus grandis is the source of this 1173-nucleotide messenger RNA. Its product is annotated as auxin-responsive protein IAA1. Gene Ontology annotation, cellular component: nucleus. Gene Ontology annotation, molecular function: protein binding. Gene Ontology annotation, biological process: regulation of DNA-templated transcription. The transcript has 4 exons. Bases 296 to 865 code for a protein of 189 amino acids. The record is from RefSeq and is a predicted model, not a curated record. Lineage: Eukaryota; Viridiplantae; Streptophyta; Magnoliopsida; Myrtales; Myrtaceae.